AUGUUUUUCAGGGUCAACCGUGGUUUUGAGGAGCAGUUGUGUCUGUAUGAGGCCAUGAAGUGUGAAGUGGACACCUCCAGUAGUUUGUACAAACAGUACAGACUGACCAAGAUUACAGAGAAGUACCCUGAGUUGCAGCACGUUCCCAGGGAGCUGUUCGCUGUUGACCCCGCCCACUCCAGCUCCUCUGAAGUGUCCUAUCGCUGCAGGAAGUGCAGACGAACUCUGUUUCGUGGCUCCAGUAUUCUCAGUCACCCAGUAGGAGAAGGAGCGCAAGCCUUUGGUCACAAGAAGUCCAGUAACCUCACUGGUAAGGACACAACCCUACAGUUUGCAGCCCAGAGGAUUUCCAGCUAA
This is a messenger RNA of Micropterus dolomieu (smallmouth bass), 357 nucleotides long. RefSeq names its product dual specificity protein phosphatase 12-like. The coding region runs from base 1 to 357 and encodes 118 amino acids. Gene Ontology annotation, cellular component: nucleus. Lineage: Eukaryota; Metazoa; Chordata; Actinopteri; Centrarchiformes; Centrarchidae. Gene Ontology annotation, molecular function: protein tyrosine/serine/threonine phosphatase activity. The record is from RefSeq and is a predicted model, not a curated record. The transcript has 3 exons. Gene Ontology annotation, biological process: protein dephosphorylation.